AUGCCAAACACCACACCAGGCUCGUCUUUUGGCCAAAGCCUUCAGUUUAUUACCGAAAUAAAGCUUCAAGAACUCGAAAAGCAACGGCUCGCAUACCAGGCCCACGCCAAAGUUCUUGAACAGGCGAAAGCUCUCGGCGACAGCGGAAAACUCCUGGAGAAGGUCGAAAUCCUUGCUAAAGCGGUGAAAUCGUGGAAAGGGUCAGGAGAAGUGAAACAGCACUCGCCAAUUGUGGGCGGCAAACUUCAGCUAAAAAACUUGGAAUAUUGGAUCCAACAAGCGAAAUACGACCCCAACUUCAAUCCAAAAAUUGUCGAGGGAUGGGCAGAAACGCUCGAGGAUCACAUCCGACAUACAGUUAUGCGCUUCGACUCAGCUAAGCUAUUUGGUAGCUUGUUUAACGAGUGGUUGGCCAGUGGAGAUUCUGCUACUGUCUCUUAUCAAGGACUCUCUGAAAACCAAUCAGAAUUCGUGGAGGUUGGGAGGAAGGAAAUGUACGACCAGAAGGAAAAGUUGAUGUCAAUUGUUUUUGACGACUAUCCAACGCCAGUCACUGAACUCAGUGCAUAUCUGGAGCAACUGUUUAGCUCAGAAGAGGCGAAGAAAGUCUUAGCUGGUUUAAGGAGGGACCUCAAGGACUUUGGGGCAACACUUCAACGCAAAACCAUUACCCCCCAGGAUGUGCGGAAUGCGAUUUCUGGCUUGCUUGCUACUGGACUUAUGGAUGAGGAAAAGCGAACGACCUUGAGAGCCUUCGAAGAGAACUCGACAGUAUUGAAUGAGGUCACCAGUGUUCUUAAUAUGCGGAUGGCUAGCCUUGACACUUGGGCAUGGCCCAAAGAAGGCAUUCUUGUUGAGUUCCGUCGUCACUUUAAUGGAAAAUAUAGAGCCUUCACUGACCCUGAAAUCAUGGAUGCACUUCUGCUUCAUCACCUCGGAGUUUCCUGGCAAGUGAAACUCAAAGGCUGCCUAACUCGUCUAUUCAGCAGUAAAGCCUGGAUACGACCCGCUUCUCCCAAACAAGACGAGAAAAAGAGGCGCGCAGAUCAACUCCGAGAUUCAAACGGUGGAUCUCAAGAACCACGUUCUAUUGACGUCGAGCGAGAAAAUAACCAACACACCAUGUUCUUUGUAACUCAGUUGCAAGAAACAAGCAACCAGCCAAAGCCUUACGACGACACUGGGGAUUCGGGUCAACAACGAACGGAACCCUCACGUAUGAGCGGAGCGCAAAUAAAACAGAAGUUAUUGCAUAUUAUAACGACGGAGACGUAUCUUAAUACGGCGCUUCAUGGAACUCAUGCUAUCCUUUGCUCAGACUUGGAGUGGUUUGGACCUUCCUUGCCGCAUACUUCCAUCCUAACUGUUCUCGAGUUCAUGGGCCUUCCAAAAACCUGGUUAUCGUUCUUACAAGCUUUCCUAUCUGCGCCUAUUCGCUUCCAUGGUGAAGAUGAACCGCGUACUCGCAAACGUGGGACCCCUAUUGGAUAUGCAUUCAGCGUAUUUUGUGGCGAGGCCGUUAUCUUCAUUAUGGAUUUUGCUGUUAACCAGUGUGCCGAUGGACUUUUUCUGCAUCGUAUGCACGACGACCUAUGGCUCUGGGAUGCCAGCGCUGAAAAGGUGGCCCGUGGGUGGGCAGAGAUGAACAAAUACGCACGGCUGGUCGGGCUCAAAUUUAAUGAUACGAAAACAGGGUCGGCUUACGUUGGCCCUCCAGAGGAUGCUUCUGGUCUGCCGAAAGGCGAUAUUCGUUGGGGUUUCCUAGUUUUCGAUCCAAAGGAAUCACGAUUUGUCCUUAACCAAGAAGAGAUCAACAAGAAUAUCGUUGAGAUGCGCCGACAACUUACGAGCACCAAGUCUGUUUUUGGCUGGGUCAACACUUAUAACAAGUAUAUGUCUUAUAUCCUAAGGAACUUGGGUGGUAUUCCUGCUAAUUGCUUCGGGCAAGCUCACAUUGGUGACGUCAUCGGCGUUCUGAUUCGUAUUCAACGAGAGCUCUUCAGCGACGGAAGUGGAAGUGCGGUUGGUUAUCUUCGAAAAACUAUUCAAGAACGAUUUGGAGUGGCAGACCUUCCUGAAGGCUACUUUUAUUUUCCUAUUGGCAGUGGAGGCCUUGAACUUCGCAACCCAUUAUUGGAGCUACUUUCCCUACAAAGACAUGGAAAGCCCCUCGUAUCACACGGAGACCAAGAUGAAUUUGAUGCUAGAGGGCGCCACCGAAAUCCUGACGAUGAUGACGCCGCUGCAGCUUCUCCCGAAGUAUUCUUCGAGCAUACAGCAAUUGCUGACCAGAAAUUCAAGAAGCGCAUCGAGCACGACCGGAAGCUUUACGCUCAUCUAAAAAAUGUCUGGGAGAAGGAUCGCGAGUAUCGAAAGGGGAAGAAAGGUGUUAGUCAAGAAUUCAUGUCUUUCGAAGAAUACAUUUCUCUCCGUGAGUCCUGGCUUACAGAGUGGGGCAACUCAUAUCGCGACAUGUUGGAGUUGCCGAAAAGGUGUUCUGUGGAGUUAGUACCGAAGGUCAAGGAGGCGCUUGUGCAAACGUCAAAAUCCUGGGUCUUUAUGGAAUGGCAUGAGCAAUGGGUGGUCAGUAUGUAUGGUGAUGAAGUUGUGAAAAGGUUUGGGGGCCUUGACGUCGUGGAUCCCGAUUUGAUUCCUGUUGGGAUGGUGCAGUUGUUUAGAACUUCGAGAAUUAAACUAGACCAGUAG
Molecule: messenger RNA, 2706 nt
Organism: Psilocybe cubensis
Lineage: Eukaryota; Fungi; Basidiomycota; Agaricomycetes; Agaricales; Agrocybaceae
Exons: 2
Coding region: 1-2706 (901 amino acids)
Source: RefSeq, a predicted model, not a curated record